This is a messenger RNA of Adineta ricciae, 408 nucleotides long. The record is from the annotation of a GenBank genome assembly. Lineage: Eukaryota; Metazoa; Rotifera; Eurotatoria; Adinetida; Adinetidae.
AUGUCAAACAAUACAACCAAUGAAUCCGAUAAUGAUUUAUCAUCAAGUGAAUCUGAUGAUGAAAUGGUAAACGAUGAACAAGGUGAUUCGAACUCUGAUCAUAGUGUAGAAUAUGAAGAUCAUAGAAAUACUAAUACUAAAUGGAAUGAAACAAUCGGUGUAAGCGAAGAAUCUUCAGGUAUUGACAACGGUGGUGAACGAGAUGUUGUUGUUGUUGUCGCAGAAAAUAAUAAUGCUGGUGGAAAUGAAGCAGUUGAUAGCGAACGAAAUGCUGCAGCUGCUUCUGUAAAUAAUCAAAUCAAAAUUCAGGGUAAUCAACGAGCUUCUGCAAGUGUUAUGAAUGUUUUGAAAAAAAAAGAUUUUAUUUCACGAGUCGAGACAGAAUUUGAAUCUGUUAAAGCCGAUUGA